GAAUAUGGGUCGUCAGAACGAGAUAACAUCGCUGGGCCUUCAAAGAUGUCCAGAAAGGACAAAUACAAGCUGAAAAGAUUACAGAAAAGGGAGAAGAAGCCAAAUUAUAAUGCUCCAGGUAGUCCAUCAAAAAAAAAGCUUGAACUCAAAACUGAUGGAUUUCCAGAACAAUAUAAUAUCGAGCCUCCAAAUAUGUCCAAAAAGGACAAGUACAAGUUGAAAAGAUUACAGAAAAGAGAGAAAAAGAAGUUUUAUUCAAAAGCAAAUGCUAAUGAAGAUAAGGGACAGGAAGGAAAUGUUCCCAAAGCUUCUGCUUCAUCCUCAUCACAAGAAUCCAGUGGAGUCAUUGAGCAGGAUGCUGGUCCACAAGAAGACUUAGAGUUGGCUGAAUCCAAAGUUGAGGCCCCAAUUCCAAACCUUGGGUCUUCAAAAUCAGAGAGUGUUACCACUAAUGAACUUAACGGCUCAAGCUCUAUGAAGAAAAAAAAGAAGAGAUCAAAAAACAAAAGCGGUCCCUCUGCUGAAAUGCCAGUUGCAGCCGAUGAAGAGACUCAUUCUGUUACUAAGAUUGAAAAGUCAUCUGUUAGUUUUGAAAAACGCAAAGAGAAUGAGUUAGAAGAUCAAGUUAACGGAACACCAGAAUUAUUUGACUAUGGACUAGAGGCUCAAAGCAAUGAUAUAGGGCUAGAGAUAUUUAGUAGGGGUGGCCAAAGCUGUUAUUCCUGGCUAGAAAUACUGAAUUUAGGUCGCCAUCCAAUUGUUGAUAAUCAACCGGUCAGCUCUACGAUAGUUCAAAAUCAAAGAAGUACUAGUAUUCAAGCAUAUAAUUCAGAUAUCAACGACACUCGUACUGAUGGUAUAUUUUACAAGUCAAUCAGUGCUAGGGAGGCCUCAAAAGCUAUUGCUGAUAUGUUAAGCCUCAACCCCAUUAAAGCUUAUGACAGGAACAUGAUCAUUAUUGACGGCCUGAAUGUUGAUGAGAUAAAAACAUACCCGGGCUGCCACCUAUGCAAGAGAGGUUUGGUCACAAUUCGGAAUUCAGGUCAUACAAUGAGUUGUUCCUAUAAUGGAACAGAUGAACACCCCAUAAAACGCUUCUACACACUCAAAUUAACAGCCAAACUAACUACUCCUAGUUCAAGAAAGUUCAAGUUUGAUCUUGUGGGCUUUGAAGAAAUAGGAGAAUUACUUUGCAAGGUUUCAGCUGACGAAUUUGAACGAAACUCAUUAUUUAUUCCAAGAUACAUCAUGCGUCUUAAAAGAGAUUUGAAAGAUCAAUUUGGCAAUCAGGGGCUUAAUAUUAUAUUUCUUUUUAGGCCUAGUGGGUUACAGAAGAGUCAAAUGGAAUGCGUCCUUACUGGCUUCACUAAAAGGGUACGGUGAUCUAGCUUAGUUUGAGCUUGGUUUUCUGACUUGACGCUUUUUAAAGAAAAGUAAUUGUCGGACCAUCUUAGAGACAUUGAGUCUGUUUGUAUUUCAAAUCAUUAAAUUAUAGCUUUGGUUGAAUAAGCAUUCAAUCGAACACAUCAUAUCACCAUGUACACAACUGUAAGAAUAUGAGCCACCGUGAUGGCAGAACCAAUUGAGCUAUUAAGAGCUUUUUAUUUGUAGAACUUGAUUUGAUUU
Molecule: messenger RNA, 1626 nt
Organism: Hansenula anomala
Lineage: Eukaryota; Fungi; Ascomycota; Saccharomycetes; Phaffomycetales; Wickerhamomycetaceae
Exons: 1
Coding region: 46-1383 (445 amino acids)
Source: RefSeq, a predicted model, not a curated record